AUGGAGGACGAUCAAGGCUAUCAACACGAAGCUACACCGGUGGUCUCUGAUCUGGAACUGAUUGAAGCGAAAGAUGCGCUCCGACAGAUGAUGAGCGGGUUCGGUCUUACUCUGUGCGCUAGAGGCCUGCGCAAAGACCGAGGAAUGUUCACUCAAGCUCGUCACACCGACCAGACGCAAGUGCAUGAGCAGACCGGGGUGUGGGUGCCGAUCACGAGGCUGUGGGACACCCUGGGCGACCUGUACAACCUUGACGCUCUAGACAACAUGUCCUCCUCCACCCCAUCACUUCCCAGCAGCCCAGAUCAACUAUCCCCGAUUCCACUUCGGCACCGGCGACCGAAACGAUCUGCGUCACUGUCAUCGCUGUCAUCAAGCCCGCCAUCGCCAACAGAUGGUCCUUCAGAAAGCAAAAGUGCAAAGGUCAUCAACUCGGCGCACUUUGGCCGUGCCUUCGAACUGCCUCCGCUGCGGCGCGAUUCGGGCGAUGAGGGAGAAGGACCAGACUCGGACGACCUCGAGUGGCACGACCUGCUCUAUAGUCGUGCGACCGGCGGCGAUGAGAACGAGGACGAGUGGAAAGAGAGGAUAGAGCGUCAGAUGCGCGAAAACGGUACCGAGAGCGGGAGUCCGACCCCGGAGGACAAGCCGAAGAAGGGCAAGCGGAGACGAGGUCGCGAAAGCACGGACGGUACGCCGCCAGCCGCGAAGCGCGGACGUGGUCGCCGUCGCCAGUAG
Trichosporon asahii var. asahii CBS 2479 is the source of this 738-nucleotide messenger RNA. RefSeq lists its product as uncharacterized. Lineage: Eukaryota; Fungi; Basidiomycota; Tremellomycetes; Trichosporonales; Trichosporonaceae. The record is from RefSeq and is a predicted model, not a curated record. Bases 1 to 738 code for a protein of 245 amino acids. The transcript is spliced from 5 exons.